This is a messenger RNA of Penicillium bovifimosum, 528 nucleotides long. RefSeq lists its product as uncharacterized. The record is from RefSeq and is a predicted model, not a curated record. The transcript has a single exon. Bases 1 to 528 code for a protein of 175 amino acids. NCBI's taxonomy places the organism in Eukaryota, Fungi, Ascomycota, Eurotiomycetes, Eurotiales, Aspergillaceae.
AUGUGUGGGGGAUGGACAAGGCGUAAAACAAAAGAAAUUCUAAGGGUAGUCUCUAUUAUCCUCCCGAGCAUAUUAGACUCGAGUCCUCUAUUUACCAAUCUCAACACCGCCAGUGGCACCGAGAAUGCGCUUGAUGUCACCGUAGAUGGCGAACUGACCGGCAGUGAUGGAGCCAACCAUGAAGAGACGGGCACCAAUACCACCGUAAGAGCCACGGAUACCGAGCUCCUUGGCGAUCUUGAUGAGACGGGUGACAGUACCCUCACCAGGGGCACCCUGGGUCUUGUUGAUCUUGGAGAGCAUGGUGUCGGCGGGCUGGGAGAUGAUGGCGGCGGCGAGACCGGCGAUGAGACCGGAGCCGAGGUUGAUACCGGUCUUGCCACUGUCGGAGAGGGUCUCCUUGUUGACGCGGGCGAGGAUGGCCUCGGAGACCUUCUCGAAGACGACGAACUUGACCAUGGUGUAGGGGACCCUGGGAACGUUGAGUUAGGGUGGAGUCUUUUGACAAAGUAUAUUGUGGGGAAAUGA